AUGCUAGCGGAGGCAGGUGGCACCGUUCCCCAUGGAAGCGACAGCUCUAUGAGGACAAGCAAUAUCAAUAAUAAUCGAAAUCCGGACUCUUCAAUCCUAAUAUCCAAGAUGGUAGACGUUGUCAUCCCGUUCUCGUCUGAGGUGCCCUGCGACAAUAAUGGACAGCGCAUGUGGUGGGCUUUCCUUGCCUCCUCCAUGGUGACGUUUUUUGGGGGUCUCUUCAUCAUCCUGCUGUGGAGGACACUCAAAUAUAUGUGGACAGUUUGCUGCCACUGCAACGUCAAACCCAAGGAAGUUCAGAAGGUGAUCAACAAUCCGACAGCAGAUAAACCAAAGGGCGAUGAGAAGGAGGGGGUCCCAAUCAGCGAGGUGGGAUGGAUGACUUCAGUCAAAGACUGGGCCGGCGUCAUGAUCUCCGCUCAGACACUCACUGGCAGAGUUCUGGUGGUGUUAGUCUUUGCGCUCAGCAUCGGGGCCCUUGGAAUAUACUUCAUAGACUCCUCAGAUCCAAUAGAAUCCUGCCAGCACUUCUAUGAAGAUUUCACGUUACAAAUCGAUAUGGCCUUCAACGUCUUCUUCCUUCUGUAUUUUGGCUUGCGGUUUAUAGCAGCCAAUGAUAAGCUGUGGUUCUGGCUGGAGGUCAACUCAGUGGUCGACUUCUUCACUGUUCCUCCCGUGUUUGUUUCUGUUUACUUAAACAGAAGCUGGCUCGGCUUAAGAUUUCUCAGAGCACUAAGAUUGAUACAGUUUUCGGAAAUUCUUCAGUUUUUGAAUAUCCUGAAAACAAGCAACUCCAUCAAGCUAGUGAACCUGUGUUCCAUCUUCAUAAGCACAUGGCUCACAGCAGCUGGAUUCAUACAUUUGGUGGAAAACUCAGGGGAUCCUUGGGAAAACUUCCAGAAUUCCCAGCCACUUUCCUAUUGGGAAUGUGUCUACUUGCUGAUGGUGACAAUGUCUACAGUGGGCUACGGGGAUGUCUAUGCAAAAACCACCCUGGGGCGCCUGUUUAUGGUCUUCUUCAUCCUUGGUGGUUUGGCCAUGUUUGCCAGCUACGUCCCUGAAAUCAUAGAGUUAAUAGGAAACCGAAAGAAAUAUGGUGGUUCCUAUAGUGCGGUUAAUGGGAGAAAGCAUAUUGUGGUCUGUGGUCAUAUUACCCUCGAAAGUGUCUCCAACUUCCUCAAAGACUUCCUACACAAGGACAGGGAUGAUGUCAAUGUUGAAAUUGUUUUUCUCCAUAAUAUUUCCCCUAAUCUUGAGCUGGAAGCCUUGUUCAAACGCCAUUUUACCCAAGUAGAGUUCUACCAGGGAUCUGUUCUCAACCCUCACGACCUCGCCAGAGUGAAGAUCGAGUCAGCAGAUGCCUGCUUAAUCCUAGCCAAUAAGUACUGUGCAGAUCCUGAUGCUGAAGAUGCCUCCAACAUCAUGAGGGUUAUUUCGAUCAAGAACUACCAUCCCAAGAUCAGAAUAAUUACACAGAUGCUACAGUACCACAACAAGGCCCAUCUGCUGAACAUUCCAAGCUGGAACUGGAGGGAGGGUGACGAUGCUAUCUGUCUGGCUGAGCUGAAGGCAGGCUUCAUUGCCCAGAGCUGUCUGGCUCAGGGCCUGUCCACCAUGCUAGCCAACCUCUUCUCUAUGAGGUCCUUCAUUGAGAUUGAGGAGGAUACAUGGCAGAAGUAUUACCUAGAAGGGGUGGCUAAUGAGAUGUACACAGAGUAUUUGUCCAGUGCCUUUGUCGGCCUCACCUUCCCCACUGUCUGUGAGCUGUGUUACGUGAAGUUGAAGCUGCUACUUAUUGCGAUCGAAUACAAGUCGGAGCAAAGAGAAAGCAGCAUCCUCAUCAACCCGGGUAACCAUGUCAAGUUGCAGGAAGGAACGCUGGGAUUUUUUAUCGCCAGUGAUGCCAAGGAAGUGAAGAGAGCAUUUUUCUACUGCAAAGCUUGUCAUGACGACAUCACAGACGCUAAGCGGAUCAAGAAGUGUGGCUGCAAACGACUCGAAGACGAGCAUCCAUCCACACUCUCGCCCAAAAAAAAGCAGCGCAACGGAGGGAUGCGAAACUCACCCAACUCCUCGCCCAAAAUGAUGAGUCGACACGACCCGCUUCUCGUUCCUGGAAAUGAACAAAUCGAGAGCGUGGACAUGAGCGUGAAGAGGUAUGACUCGACAGGGAUGUUUCACUGGUGCCCAUCAAAAGACAUCGAAAAAGUAAUCCUGACCCGGAGUGAAGCCUCCAUGACAGUACUGAGCGGCCAUGUGGUGGUCUGUAUAUUUGGGGAUGUCACGUCCGCUUUGGUGGGGCUGCGAAACUUGGUGAUGCCUUUAAGAGCCAGCAAUUUCCAUUACCACGAGCUAAAGCCGAUUGUUUUUGUGGGCUCGCUGGAAUACCUGCGCAGAGAGUGGGAGACUUUACACAACUUCCCCAAGGUCUCCAUCUUACCUGGUACGCCAUUAAGUCGGGCAGAUUUAAGGGCUGUCAACAUCAACCUCUGCGACAUGUGCGUAAUACUGUCAGCCAAUCAGAACAAUAUCGAAGAUACCUCACUGCAGGAUAAGGAAUGCAUCUUGGCAUCGCUCAACAUCAAAUCUAUGCAGUUUGAUGACAGCAUUGGGGUCUUACAGGCAAAUUCACAAGGUUUCACGCCUCCUGGAAUGGACCGGUCAUCUCCAGACAGCAGUCCAGUACAUGGCUUUGUGCGUCAGGCUUCUGUCACCACCGGAUCCAACAUCCCCAUCAUCACAGAACUAGUGAACGACUCAAACGUUCAGUUCCUGGACCAAGAUGAUGAUGACGACCCAGACACAGAGCUGUACCUCACUCAGCCCUUCGCCUGCGGCACCGCCUUUGCUGUCAGUGUACUCGACUCCCUGAUGAGUGCAACAUACUUCAAUGAUAACAUCCUCACGCUGAUUCGGACACUGGUUACAGGGGGAGCCACACCAGAGCUGGAGGCCCUGUUGGCUGAGGAGAACGCCCUCAGAGGCGGCUACAGCACACCUCAGACACUGGCAAAUAGAGACAGGUGUCGCGUCGCCCAGCUAGCCCUCUACGACGGGCCAUUUGCCGACUUGGGGGACGGAGGAUGCUACGGGGAUUUAUUCUGUAAAGCACUGAAGACCUACAACAUGUUGUGUUUUGGAAUCUACAGAUUAAGAGACGCUCACCUAAAUGCACCGAGCCCGUGUACAAAACGGUAUGUGAUCACGAACCCACCCUAUGAGUUUGAGCUCGUGCCCACAGACCUGAUCUUCUGCCUCAUGCAGUUUGACCACAAUGCAGGCCAGUCCCGGACAAGCUUGUCCCACUCUUCCCAUUCCUCCCAUUCCUCCAGCAAAAAGAGCUCCUCCGUCCACUCAAUCCCGCCCUCCAACCGGCAGAAUCGCAGCAGUAAGACCCGGGAGUCCCGCGAUAAACAGAAUGCAACAAGGAUGAAUAGAAUGGGCCAAGAAAAGAAAUGGUUUACAGAUGAACCAGAAAAUGCCUACCCUCGGAACAUUCAGAUCAAGCCCAUGAGCACUCACAUGGCCAACCAAGUCAACCAAUACAAAUCCACUAGUAGUCUGAUUCCGCCAAUCAGAGAAGUUGAAGAUGAAUGCUGAACACAGAAUUUUAUUGCUGACUCACCAGACAUCUAUACGCUCUUUCAAAAGAGAUGGGAGAUCACCCAUGGAGGUUUGAUGAUGAUGAUGAUGAUGAUGAUGAUGAUGAUGAUGAUGAUGACAGGGAUGUUGAAGACUGACACAUUUCUCUUCACUCAUUCUUCUAACCAAGGGUUGGACAGAAACCCAAAUUGGAAGAGACCUCCUAUGUGUAUACCUUUAAUGUUACUUCCAUGCUCUUGGACAUUGUUUUAUUCAUUAAUGUAUCCAUAGUGAUGUACAUAAUGACAAUCAACUAAGGAUUGUACAGCCCCUUCCUCCUAGCACUUUUUGGAAUUAUUUUAAGAGUUGACAAAAAAAAAGAGUACUUCCUGUAAUUCUUUGCAAUAGUUCACCUCAUUUUGUGACCAGACUCCAUUGCUAAGGUGACUGGUUAUUGGCGGAUGAAGGUUGCAGCGAUAAAUGAUCAUAUCAUCUCCCAAAGAUCUACCCAGAUGCCUCACGUCAAACCAACUGGGUUCACCAACGUCAUAUCCCCCGUCUGCUUCUGUUCUAUUUGCACUAAAACUGGACAAGUUUCUUUUGACAGAACAACUGGAACCCUCAGAUUCUCCCCCAAUAAAAUGUCAUUGAGGAGAUGAAGGAAGAGGGAGGGAGGGCUGCUUUGUUUCGGAGGCAUACUAAUCUUGUUCUUAGGUUAUUAUAAAUCAUGUCAUUGCUUAACGUUUGCUACUUCACCGUCGACUCGUCAUGUUGAGUGAGAGCAUUCCAACCCCGCAGAACAAAAGUCAUCCUGCAAAACAGUCGUCUAUAAACACAGACAAUGGUGCACUGCUGGUGUGUGCCGGCUGAAAGA
This is a messenger RNA of Cyclopterus lumpus (lumpfish), 4456 nucleotides long. RefSeq names its product potassium large conductance calcium-activated channel, subfamily M, alpha member 1a (gene kcnma1a). The coding region runs from base 1 to 3600 and encodes 1199 amino acids. Gene Ontology annotation, cellular component: postsynaptic membrane. The transcript is spliced from 29 exons. Gene Ontology annotation, biological process: transmembrane transport; potassium ion transport. The record is from RefSeq and is a predicted model, not a curated record. Gene Ontology annotation, molecular function: large conductance calcium-activated potassium channel activity. NCBI's taxonomy places the organism in Eukaryota, Metazoa, Chordata, Actinopteri, Perciformes, Cyclopteridae.